AUGACGCCAAAACAGACAGCUCUCCUGCUUCUCUCCACCUACUACAGCCUGCUCAGCAAUGCCUCUCCCAUAGAUCCCGAGAAGCGCGUGACUUGUUCCAGCAUCCACAUCUUUGGUGCCCGUGAGACGACCGCCAGUGCUGGGUACGGCUCCUCGAUCACUGUAGUGGACGAGAUCCUCAAUGCUUAUCCCGGGUCCACUGCUGAGGCCAUCGUCUACCCGGCCUGUGGUGGACAGGCGUCCUGCGGCGAUGUCAGUUACUCUGAGUCGCUCAUCGAGGGCACCGCCGCGGCUGCGGCUGCUGUCAAUGCCUACAACGAGGCAUGCCCCAGUGCAGAGCUCGUUCUCGUAGGGUACUCACAGGGUGCUGAGAUCUUCGACAAUGCCUUCUGUGGUGGCGGCGAUCCUAACCAAGGGCUGACGUCCACCGCCAUCCCCAUCUCUACCGCCGCUCUUGCCCAGAUCAAGGCUGUCAUCCUCCAGGGGGAUCCUGAAUACGUCUACGGGCUCUCUUAUGAUGUGGGAAGCUGUACAGCCGGUGGCUUUGAUGCUCGCUCCUCAAGCUUCGUGUGCGCAGGAGCUGCCAAGAUCCAGAGCUACUGCGACGCAACUGACCCCUACUGCUGCAAUGGAGACGAUCUUUCCACCCAUGAAGGCUACGGCGCUGAGUACGGCGCCGCGGCCCUCGCCUUCGUGGAGAGCAAGCUCGGGUCAGGUACCGUGACUACCACUGCCCCUGCCACUGCCUCGACAACGCCAGUUACUGGCUGUUCUGCGCUGUAUGGUCAGUGCGGUGGCAUAGGCUGGACGGGCGCGACCUGCUGUUCUUCUGGGGCCUGCGAGGUCUCGAACUCUUAUUAUUCUCAAUGCUUGUAA
Cryphonectria parasitica EP155 is the source of this 876-nucleotide messenger RNA. Its product is annotated as carbohydrate esterase family 5 /Carbohydrate-binding module family 1. The transcript is spliced from 3 exons. NCBI's taxonomy places the organism in Eukaryota, Fungi, Ascomycota, Sordariomycetes, Diaporthales, Cryphonectriaceae. The coding region runs from base 1 to 876 and encodes 291 amino acids. The record is from RefSeq and is a predicted model, not a curated record. Gene Ontology annotation, molecular function: cellulose binding; hydrolase activity. Gene Ontology annotation, biological process: carbohydrate metabolic process. Gene Ontology annotation, cellular component: extracellular region.